CGUGCCGCACCCUCUUUAUGAUGUGCUGCAUUUACGGACACCCGGCGAAGGUAUUUGUGUGUCGUGUUGACUUUUUGUCGUUGUCGUUUACCUGUCAGCUCAGCGACGCUCUUGACGACGGCGCCCCCUCUGGGGCCGGCACCCAAUCGGCAGGAAGCCUGGCUUGGCCGCAACAGCCCAACCGGCCCGGUGCGCCCGCCAACCCCACCUGGGGCGGAGGUCCCGGAGGUCAGUGGCCUGGAGGGCAGCCCGCUGCCGGAGGUGCCGGUGGGGGUGCGGGCCAGUGGCCCGGAGGGGCAGGUGGGUGGCCCGGACAGCAGCCCGCUGGCGGCGGUGCAGGCGGGUGGCCCGGACAGCAGCCCGGACAGCAGCCCGCAGGCGGGUGGCCCGGAGGACAGCCCCCGGCCACAGGCGGAGGUCAGUGGCCGUCCCCGUCAAAAGGUAGCGGGGACUGGCCCGCUCCAUCUCCCGGAACGGCGGCCAACACUUCUCUGACGGUCCCGUACAGCCAAAAGAUCCCCAACGGCCUGAGAAGCGGAAGCGUCAUUCACAUCAAAGGAAGCAUCAAACCCAAAGCUGACAAGGUGACGGUGGACCUUUCCACCGGCAGCGAUCUGGCGUUCCACUUCAACCCUCGCUUCAACGAGAGCGGCAGGAAGGUGAUCGUGAGGAACAGCAAAAUCGGCGGCAGGUGGGGCAGCGAGGAGAGGAACCUGUCGCGCUUCCCCUUUACGCCCGGCCAGCCCUUCGAGUUGAAGAUCGAGUGCACGUCGAGCGCCUUUGUGGUGUCCGUUCAAGGCUCUCACCUGUUGGACUUCAAGCACCGCGGUGGAAACCCCGGUCAGAUCCGAAGUCUGGACAUCUACAACGACCUGUCCCUUUCGCACGUCAGCAUACAGUGACCUCUGACCUCUGAACGCAGUCCGUCAACACCUGCCGGAGUCUGAAAAAUAAAGUCGGCUUGAAGCCCA
Messenger RNA from Hippocampus zosterae (dwarf seahorse), 971 nucleotides. RefSeq names its product lectin, galactoside binding soluble 3b (gene lgals3b). The transcript has 6 exons. Gene Ontology annotation, cellular component: immunological synapse; nucleus. NCBI's taxonomy places the organism in Eukaryota, Metazoa, Chordata, Actinopteri, Syngnathiformes, Syngnathidae. The record is from RefSeq and is a predicted model, not a curated record. Bases 18 to 902 code for a protein of 294 amino acids. Gene Ontology annotation, biological process: macrophage chemotaxis; eosinophil chemotaxis; negative regulation of extrinsic apoptotic signaling pathway. Gene Ontology annotation, molecular function: carbohydrate binding; laminin binding; IgE binding.